AUGGGAAGAGGAGGUGUCAUUCAAUAUGAUUCCAACAAGACCUCAGUUCCUAUUAGUACAGCGACCUCACAGUUUGAUGAUGAAUUGAUGAAGCGCAACAUUGUGACAGCUGAGCAAGUGUAUUUGGCCAAGGGCGCAAAAUCAUUGGAUGAAGCCCAACGAUUGGCCAAUGAACGAAGAGAGGAACGAAAGGAACAGCCAAGUCAGGUCUAUGAUGUUUCCUCCAAACGUAAUAAGGACGACGACAAUGAUGACAAGGAAUAUGACGAUUUGUUGGAUGAUGAUGAUGAUGAUGAUGAUGAAAUCGACGACGAUCCCUUCUUUGCGCGUUAUCGACAAGAGCGACUAUCACAAUUGAAACAAGAGAGUGCUGACGAGGUUGCCAAAAAGCAGAGCCGUCAACAGCAGAAUAUUAACAUGCCAACUCAAAUUCAACGAGAGGAAUGGACGACACGUGUCAAUCAAGCUUCUCAUCAAAACUGGGUGCUGGUGAUAUUAUGGGAUGAUUCCAGUAUGCGAACACCUGACAUUCUACAAGAUUUGGAGCGCCUGCAACGAGAACGAGAGCAUUCCGAUGCACAUUACACACAAGACGACGACGACGACGACAACGACGACGACGACAACUCGUACAGUGAGGAGGCUGGGGGAGGACACGGCCACAAAUCAUCGCAACAGCGUAUUGAAAUUGUCUAUAUUGAGUACCAGCAAGCUAAUCCACAUUGGCCCAGUACAAGAGUACCAGCCAUAUUUGCUUACCGAAAUGGCACGAAGCAGCAUGAAUGGGUGACACAUCAGGCUGGCAGAUUUCCAACUCGCGAACAAUUGCAAAUCAUGCUUUUGGAAUGGGGUAUAUGA
Molecule: messenger RNA, 858 nt
Organism: Cylindrotheca closterium
Lineage: Eukaryota; Bacillariophyta; Bacillariophyceae; Bacillariales; Bacillariaceae
Source: the annotation of a GenBank genome assembly